GGGGUUUAGCGAUUUGUGGCUGUUGUAACGACCAGGUGAAAGUUCAACCGAACUCCAGACAUAAUGGAAGUAAAUCAGGCAAAACAAGAGCAUCUACUUGCAUUGAAAGUGAUGCGGUUAACAAAACCCACACUCUUCACUAACAUGCCAGUGACGUGUGAAGAUCGAGACCUCCCAGGAGAUUUGUUCGAUCGGCUCAUGAAGGAGGAUCCAUCCACUAUUAAAGGAGCAGAGGCUUUAAUGCUGGGAGAGAUGCUCACACUACCUCAGAACUUUGGAAAUAUUUUCCUUGGCGAGACCUUCUCAAGUUACGUUAGUGUGCACAAUGACAGCAGCCAGGUGGUCAAGGACAUACUAGUCAAGGCAGACCUGCAGACCAGCUCUCAGAGGUUAAACCUAUCAGCGUCCAACAACGCAGUCACAGAGCUGAAGCCUGAGUCCUGCGUUGAUGAUGUCAUCCACCAUGAAGUCAAAGAGAUUGGGACUCACAUUUUGGUUUGUGCAGUCAGUUAUACCACACAGGCUGGAGAGAAGCUGUACUUCAGGAAGUUCUUCAAAUUUCAGGUUCUGAAGCCGCUCGACGUCAAAACCAAGUUCUACAAUGCAGAGAGUGACCUCAGUUCUGUGACAGACGAGGUGUUCCUGGAGGCCCAGAUCCAGAACAUCACCACGUCGUCCAUGUUCAUGGAGAAAGUGUCCCUGGAGCCCUCCAUGAUGUACAACGUCGCCGAGCUCAACACCGUGGAGGACGAAGGAACGUCUACAUUUGGGAAGAUGUCUUACUUGCAGCCCAUGGACACGCGCCAGUAUCUCUACUGUCUGAAGCCCAAGCCAGAGUUUGCAGAGAAGGCGGGCAUCAUCAAGGGCGUGACGGUGAUCGGCAAACUGGACAUUGUGUGGAAGACCAACUUAGGAGAAAGAGGAAGGCUGCAGACAAGCCAGCUACAGAGAAUGGCUCCAGGUUACGGAGACGUCAGGCUAUCGCUGGAGAUGAUCCCAGACACCGUCAACCUGGAGGAACCCUUCGACAUCACCUGUAAAAUCACCAACUGCAGUGAGAGGACCAUGGACCUGGUGCUGGAGAUGUGUAACACCUGCUCCAUCCACUGGUGUGGUGUAUCAGGGAGACAGCUAGGCAAAGUCAGCCCCAGUGCCUCACUCGCUUUGCCCCUCAAACUCCUCUCCUCUGUCCAGGGACUGCAGAGUAUAUCCGGCCUGAGACUAACCGACACAUUUCUGAAGAGGACGUAUGAAUACGAUGACGUUGCACAGGUGUGUGUGGUCUGUCCAUACAUGAGCCGGGAGAGCUAAGACCUUCCCAGACCCUUCUAGAACCCAGCACUAUAAAUCUCAAAUCUCCAUGCACCAACUUCCAAACUCUGCACCUAUACUAUCACCUUACAGUACACACCCCAAGGUUAUCAUGUUUUAACAGAUGUUAUGUUUUUAAUGUUUUCUUUGCAAAAAAAAAUCUGGAUUUUAAAUGUGAAUAAAAGCGGUGAUUUAA
Messenger RNA from Oncorhynchus nerka (sockeye salmon), 1507 nucleotides. Its product is annotated as trafficking protein particle complex subunit 13-like. Bases 64 to 1311 code for a protein of 415 amino acids. Gene Ontology annotation, cellular component: TRAPPIII protein complex. The transcript is spliced from 13 exons. Lineage: Eukaryota; Metazoa; Chordata; Actinopteri; Salmoniformes; Salmonidae. The record is from RefSeq and is a predicted model, not a curated record.